Messenger RNA from Daldinia caldariorum, 2350 nucleotides. RefSeq names its product cytidine deaminase-like protein. The record is from RefSeq and is a predicted model, not a curated record. Gene Ontology annotation, cellular component: nucleus; cytoplasm. Lineage: Eukaryota; Fungi; Ascomycota; Sordariomycetes; Xylariales; Hypoxylaceae. Gene Ontology annotation, molecular function: tRNA-specific adenosine-34 deaminase activity. The coding region runs from base 455 to 1951 and encodes 498 amino acids. The transcript is spliced from 3 exons.
AGCCAACUUCCAAACUGAAAUCGCCGAAGCAACAGAGCAACUACAAGUUCUUCUGAUUUUUUCUCCCCCAUGCAAAAUACUGAUAUAAGUAUCCUGAGAUCCCAUAGCCUUAAUAGAAACUGCGACAGCUCGAAACUGGGCGGCGCUUUUCGAUCAACCCGCAAAUCGCGUCGUUCUUGGCUUCCUCGACCAAAGUAGAAACAAAACAACCCUUCAGCAUCUUCCACGAGGAGCGCAGACCUAUGCUUCUUUACCAGUCUAUGCAUUCCUCCAUUUUCCAGCAUAAUGCUGAGAUCUCUCACUCAUUCGCACAGGAACAGAUACCUUUUUUGAUCAAUCCUCUGGUUUAAUCCCAUGCUCCUAGAUCCAUUGAUUCUUUGGAUUUCGUCCACACUUUUACACACCCGCUCAGCUCAGCACCUAAACUUGACGCCUUGUCUCGGGGGUUACCGCUAUGAGCGAUUCCAUGAAGGAAGUUGUCGAGACGCUCGACCCCGUCUCCCGACAUCUUAUCCCUCCCGAUAUUGCCUUAGGAACUCUAGUACCUCUCAAGACUAUUCUCGAGCUAAGAGAUAAUCUUUGUCUCGGCUUAGCCUAUGUCACCCGAGCUCCCAAUAAAGUUACUAAUGAUGUUGUUAAUAUUGCCCGAGCUCUAGCUGGUGAUGAUGCAGCUAAGAACCUCCCUCACCUGCGUCGGUGUGUUAAACCUGCCGACAUACCACCUCACCUCAAGACUCAGUUCAUGAAUGAAGGCAACGGGCGACAGGUCCAUCUCGGAAAAUCCAACUGGCUUUACAUCGUGCUUGGCCCUGAGAAUGAGAUGUCAUAUGAUGAAUUAGUGAAGGGUCUCUCCACCAUUGAUGACAUUAGGGAUGACAUCUUUGUGAGGACCAUUCCUGUUCCUUUAUUGGCACCCACCUCUCAGGUCCAGGCCAACAUGUGGUCACAGCAGUUCUGGCAGACUGUCUACAGGAAGAACAACCCUCUCGGCCCUCAUCCAAGUACUAUCUCUCGAACGGAGGCUGUCAUGUCCCGCGAUGCCUCUAUAUGGAUGAACUUGGCACACCAGGUCGCUAAAAAGUCACAGAGAGCUGGUUACGGCGAGCCUAUCGGUGCUGUUAUCGUUAAGCGUACGAUUCCUGGAAAGAUCGAUUCUGGAAAACAACCCGCACCCAAAGAAGGAACCGGAGAGUCCGAGGUUUCCAAUGGCGAGGGCACUGGACCCGAAGGUGACAACUGCAAUUCCCAAGCUCGAGCUGCCGGUGAGGUAAAGGGAACUACUCGCGAUGCUACUGGGGGACCUAAUGGCGUCAUAAGCGACGCCAAGCAAUCGGACGUCUCAAGCUUAGAAGCUCCCGCCCAGGACUCUACCAAACCAGAUUCUGAGGCACAAGAGACAACCGAGAUUGUUGCUAUCGCGGCCGAUGCUCGCUGGCAUCAAAUGGAGAGAACCGGACUUACCGGAAAUCCCAUGGCCCAUGCGGCUCUUAGGGCUAUUAGCAUGGUAGCACAGAAGCUAGUGAGGGCUGAAGAUCGACCCAAAUCAACACAGAAGGUUAUGGACUUUGAGGCUUUCCAAGACAAGCCUCUACUUAGUGACGAGCAGCUGGUGUUCGACGGAGAUCAUCCUUGCCCUGAUGGUUACCUCUGCCACGAGCUUGAGCUGUAUAUGACCCAUGAACCGUGCACAAUGUGUGCUAUGGCCAUUCUGCAUUCUCGAAUGGGCAGGAUAGUCUUUCGUCAUCGCAUGCCGCUAACAGGUGGUAUGAGCUCGGAGGAUCGAGGGUACGAUGCAUGCGCAGCCUCUGGUACUUGCGGGGGAGGCUCGUGUGGUGGAGGUCAAGGCCUCGGACUCCACUGGCGCAAGGAGUUGAACUGGACUCUCCUGGGCUGGGAAUGGGAAUCCGACAGUAUCGAGAAGUUGACAGUAGAUCCGCACCUACACGCAUAAGAGGUAUCCUUCAGUAACCCCCUUCCGCAUACAUGGAGUUUGGUUUUGAGGCAAGCAGAGGAAUUAGGUAGUCCCCUUGUCAGAAUUUGGCAUUACUGAAAGGCGCGGCGUCUUAUGGUUACAUGGUUAUGAAGGGAGCUACACUAAGGACAUGAUAUGUUCCCUUUUUAUUCAAGGCAUUUUAUGUAUAAGUUUGGGACACGAACCUGAUGACCACAGGCGAGAGAUUUGGACCAUCGAGAUUUGGACGAUGGAGGUGUCAAAGGAUUAUUCGUUGUAUGAUUAUUAUUCUCUUUUUGGGGGAGGGAGGCGAAGGGGGAGAAGGGACAGACGCUUGAUCGUAUUGUAUGUUAAGCUAUACCCAAUCGCAAGAUAUUGAUAUUAUUCUUUUAUUGAAAA